Molecule: messenger RNA, 1149 nt
Organism: Rhizopus microsporus ATCC 52813
Lineage: Eukaryota; Fungi; Mucoromycota; Mucoromycetes; Mucorales; Rhizopodaceae
Product: polygalacturonase
Exons: 4
Coding region: 1-1149 (382 amino acids)
Biological process (GO): carbohydrate metabolic process
Molecular function (GO): polygalacturonase activity
Source: RefSeq, a predicted model, not a curated record
AUGGUUCAAUUCGCCUCUUUGACUACUUCUAUUGCAACUAUCUUGUUGUUCUCUCUUGGCUUUAACGAAGUGGCUGCUGGAAAGACAUGUGUUGUUGCCAAGAGCAAAUCUGACGACGCCGUUACUAUUACUCAAGCAUUCAACAAUUGUAAGACAGGCGGUACAGUCUAUUUCCCAAAGGGCAACACUUACUACCUCAAGAGUAUGGUCUCUAUCUCUGGUGUUAAGAAUGUCAAUGUCAAUUUUGCUGGUCAACUUGUCUUGCCUCCUUAUGAUAGCAAGUUCAAGGGCAAGGAAUCAUAUAUUGAAAUCAAGGGUGACAACAUUCACUGGUCCGGUGGAGGAACCAUCACUGGCAAUGGCCAAGCCUGGUACGACAAGCAGGAUCAUACCGCCCCUACUGUUCUUCGUAUCAAGGCCACUAAUUCUGUCUUUGGUAAUUUCAAGAUCUACAAUGCUCCUAGAGCUCAUAUGGCCUUGACCAGUGCCAACAAUGUUGUUCUUGAAAAUAUCUAUCUUCAUACCGUCUCCUCAAGCAAGAACCCUGCCAAGAACACUGAUGCUUUAGAUGUUUCUUCUUCUAGCAACAUUGUCUUUAGAAACUCUGAGCUCAACGUUGGCGAUGACUGUACUGCUAUUAAUGGAGGUGUCAACAAUAUCACCUUAUCUCACAUCACCUGUAACGGUGGUCAUGGUUUCAGCGUUGGUUCUCUUGGUAAAGGUGGCAAGACUGAAUACGUCAAGACUGUUCGUGUUUUGAACAGCGUCUGUAACAACUGUCAAAAUGGUGUCAGAAUCAAGACAUGGCCUGGCGGCAAGGGUGCCGUUCAAGAUGUCAGUUAUAGAAAUGUUGAGCUCAACAAUGUUGAAAAUCCAAUUAUCAUCACUACUCAUUACUGUGACAAGAAUCAAAUGUCUUAUUGUACCAAGAAUAAGGAUACUUCUUUGUCUAUUAGUCAUGUUGCAUUCCACAACAUUCAUGGAUCUGCUGCUAAUGUCAAUCACCCCAUUGUCAGCAUUGACUGCUCUGCAAAGGCACCAUGCUCUUACGUCACUUUAGAUCAAAUCAAUAUCAAGAAGGCCAGCAAGACCACCAAGAACGUCUGUAACAACGUGUCCAACUCUAAAAAGAUUUCUUACUGUGCCUAA